AUGAGCGACCAAGGUACUCACUUUUGUAAUAGGAAGAUAGAAUCACUACUCAAGCGAUAUGGGAUACUACACAAGGUUACAACCGCUUACCACCCCCAAACUAAUUGGCAAGCGGAGGUGUCCAACCGGGAGAUCAAGCGGAUUUUGGAGAAAGUGGUGAGUCCACAAAGGAAAGACUGGAGCUCUUGGUUGGGAGAUGCAUUGUGGGCAUAUAGGAUGGUCUAUAAGACUCUGGUAGGGAUGAGUCCCUUUCGGAUUGCCUAUGGGAAUGCAUGCCACCUCCCGGUGGAAAUUGAACAUAAGGCUUAUUGGGCAGUUAAGCAGUGCGAUAUGGAUUUCACCAAGGCGGGUAUAGCCAGGAAAUUGCAACUAGAGGAACUUGAAUGUCUUAGGAUGGAGGCAUAUGAGAAUGCACGGAUCUAUAAAGAGAAGACUAAGGCAUUCUGA
Molecule: messenger RNA, 447 nt
Organism: Arachis stenosperma
Lineage: Eukaryota; Viridiplantae; Streptophyta; Magnoliopsida; Fabales; Fabaceae
Exons: 1
Coding region: 1-447 (148 amino acids)
Biological process (GO): DNA integration
Molecular function (GO): nucleic acid binding
Source: RefSeq, a predicted model, not a curated record